This is a messenger RNA of Cloeon dipterum, 666 nucleotides long. Its product is annotated as N66 matrix protein. Lineage: Eukaryota; Metazoa; Arthropoda; Insecta; Ephemeroptera; Baetidae. The record is from RefSeq and is a predicted model, not a curated record. Bases 1 to 666 code for a protein of 221 amino acids. The transcript has 5 exons.
AUGACGACUAAUGGAAAAGCAAAAGCAAGCAUUUCAUCGUCAUUAGGGGGACUUGGUGGGAUUUCAUCAUUUCGUACCACGACUGCGACAGCAGGAAGCGGCGGACUGGCCGACGGACUGAAUAAUCAGAAUAACAAGCCAACGGUUGACGUCAGUGGAGGAGGGGGUUCUGGUAGCUCCAAUGACGUCACGGACAGUGGGAACAAUGCGGACAAUUUGGGCAAUGGAGAAAAUAUGAACAGUGGGGACAAUUUGGGCAGCGUGGACAGUAAUUCUCCUGCUGGAGGAGGAAUAGGUGGUGCAGGUGGUUCAAACAACGUUGCAUCAGGUGACGCAACAGCGAACCAAGGAAACGGGCAGGUCGGCGGCGACUCUUCGACGCCCUCCAGCGACGCGUCUUUAAAUCCUGCAGAAUCGUCUCAAAAUAAUGGCGCUGGUGGCACCGUGACGGACGCUUUCGGCAACAAUUUGUCUACAUUGGCAACAGAUAUUCCUGCAGAUUCACUAAAUAAUGCUGCGAAACUCAACAGCUCCAGCGGACCCACUGCUGAGAACUUCAACAAUAUCCGUUUCCCUUCAAUCAACAACCACUCCAGGAACAACCACCACCACGACAACAACCACAACGACGACGACGAAUCCAACAGUGGCCCCUUCUCCAGGUAA